Aegilops tauschii subsp. strangulata is the source of this 1758-nucleotide messenger RNA. RefSeq names its product plant cysteine oxidase 4. Gene Ontology annotation, molecular function: oxidoreductase activity, acting on single donors with incorporation of molecular oxygen, incorporation of two atoms of oxygen. The record is from RefSeq and is a predicted model, not a curated record. Lineage: Eukaryota; Viridiplantae; Streptophyta; Magnoliopsida; Poales; Poaceae.
CCCUCUCUCUCUCCUUCCCUCCCCCUCCCCGUAACCCUAUCUUCUCCACCAGUCACCCCCUUCCCUCUUGCCCUCCUGGCGGCGGCGUCGGCGGCGCGUGUCUGACUGGGAGCUUUAGCGGCAGGUCGGCCGUGCCCUCUCCCUCCCUCACCUCUCUCCUAUCUGCAGCGAGCGGUGGCGGCGGGAAACGGCGAGUGGCCUCGCGGAGCCGCCGAUUUGGACGACGCCGGCGACCAGGACCUCACCGGCAGCAGCGCAUCUUAUCCAAGUUUGCAGAUUUCCCCUACAAAGUCCGAGUCCUCCGUGCCAUUGGCAUGCUAUGAGAUGAUCUUACGAAGCCUUCAUUGGAGAACCCCAACCAAAAUAGAAGUGUGCCACAGGUGGGCUCCAUACUUAAGGUGGGAAGACUCUGCUCCAUCAUCACAACCCUGUGGAUCAAUUGCCACCAGUCUUUGGGUUGCAAAAUCUGGACAGAGCCUUCUGAAGUUCGACAGUCAUAUCAUCUCAACUGUACAUUGCCGUGCAAGAUGCCAAAAAUAAAGAACCUGUCUGAUGCAUGUAAAGUAUCAUUUUCUCCAGAUGGACCUAUAUCUGAAGAAACACUCGAGAGAGUUCGUGCACUGUUAGAUGAGAUCAGACCUUUAGAUCUCGGUUUAGAUAACGAAGCACAAAUUGCACGUACUUGGAAUAGUUCUACGCGUCAACAGAAUGGGAGGCGAGGACGCGGUGGGCCUAAUCAGUACGCGCCCACAAUCAAAUAUCUGCACAUUCAUGAAUGCGAAAGUUUCUCUAUGGGUAUAUUUUGUAUGCCACCGUCAUCAGUUAUUCCACUUCACAAUCAUCCAGGAAUGACUGUGCUGAGCAAGCUUCUCUAUGGCAAGCUGCACGCUGAAUCGUAUGAUUGGAUUGAUGUAGCUGAUCCAACUGACCCGUUAAAGCCAAGACCAGCAAGGUGUGUGAGAGACCGUGAAAUGACUGCGCCAGAGACAACCAUUCUUUAUCCUGAUAGGGGUGGUAACAUCCACACUUUCAGAGCCAUCACACCUUGUGCGCUCUUUGACGUCCUUUCUCCACCAUAUUCUGCUGAGAAUGGGAGAGACUGUUCAUACUUCCAGAAGUCUUCAGUCAAGGAGCCAUCUGUUGUUUUGCCGAGUGAAAUAGAUAGCUCAGAGGUAGUCUGGUUGGAGGAAUUGGAGGACCAUCAGCCUCCGGAGGGCUUUGUUGUUGCUAGAGGUUUGUAUAAAGGCCCUGUGAUAAGGAGAUAGUUAGGUUUUUAUACCACUUUUGCCAAUGGAUUGAGGACGCAGAAGGCUCCUAGUAUCAGCUGCAUGUGGCUUAGUAGAGCAAGUAUCAUCCAGGCAACCUGCAAGCAGCCUGCGGUUUACGUUGUACACACACGACCUGAUGUGGAUGAAUGAAGAGCGUUUGAGACCGUUUUCAUCGUGCCUUGCUCUGUACUGGAGCAAUGCUGCUGGUCUGUGAUGUACCCACGUGGCUCUUUUAUCAGAUGGAGGCCUUGGAGUAUAUACUUCUUUUGAGAAGAUGAGAGUUCUUGCCACGCUGUAUUAGGUAGAACAAGUGGCAUGGGCUUCUCACCUAAUGAUUGUUUCAGAAAAAAGAUUUGGUGUGGUGAACCGAUUAUUCCGUGUCAUUAUGUAAACAAUCGCAUAAACAUUCUUUGGGAUAAAACUGUCUUUGCAAAAACUAACAAUGCGGUGUAUGCUGUUAAGAGUCUAGUAACCACUCCUUUCCCUUCCA